This is a messenger RNA of Aspergillus welwitschiae, 783 nucleotides long. RefSeq lists its product as uncharacterized. The record is from RefSeq and is a predicted model, not a curated record. Lineage: Eukaryota; Fungi; Ascomycota; Eurotiomycetes; Eurotiales; Aspergillaceae. Bases 1 to 783 code for a protein of 260 amino acids. The transcript has 3 exons.
AUGUACCUCCAUCUCAACCCACACCCCUUCUCCAUCCUCCCCUCUCAUCCCGCCCUCGACGAAACAAACACCAUUUCCUCAUCAACCCCAGCCCAUCCCCAACUCCGCUCCUUCCUCCACGCCUGCCUCACCGAAUCCCAAACCCUCCUGUCCUCCAUCCCCACCACCUUUCGCCGCGACCACAAACCCCGCCGCGCGCCGCCAUCCACCGCCGCCAUCCACCUCUACACGCGCAACGACAAUCAAGAAGGAGACUACUGGGUAUGCCGACAGAGCACGCACCAAGAUGCAGCAGUGACGGGUGUGACGUCCGUGGUGAAAUUGGUGGAGUGGCCGUCUGAAGUCGAUGUAGAAGGUGGCUGGGGGAAGGUCGAUGUUCAUGUGAACCUCAUCACGCAUACCUUCCACCCCACAAUUCUGAUUGCGCCUCGCUCGUUCCUUGUCUUGGUGAUUUCGGCGGACCGAGCAGCAGCAGCAGCAGCCAGGGAGCAACAAGGGUUUGUGACGAUCCAGAUUCCACUUGCUGUUGAGUCGAGUCCCGAAGCUGUCCGGAAGGAGAUCAUGGCGGCAGUGCCCCGGAAUACGAUCUUCGCGUCCUACGCGAGCGUGGAAGAGGUCGUUGCGACGGAGAGCGGGCUGCAAUGGACCAUGGCGACUACUUCAGAUGCUGGCGGGGCGAUUCCUCGGUGGAUCCAGCGGAGCUGGACCAUGGGCGGAGUCCCUAAAGCUGUUGUCGCCGACGUGGGCUUGUUUCUGGCCUGGACGGCCCGCCGGAGGUCUUAA